AUGGCAGCUGAAGAAACUAAAAAUCCAGAGGUUGGGAUUGAACAUGUAGUAGCGAUUUUCGGGGUCACAGGGCUAGUUGGGAAGGUUCUGGCCAGAGAGCUGGUCACAAAACCCAAAUGGAAGGUUUACGGCAUAGCUCGAAAGCUAGAGAUCAUGCUACCCAUUGAUCAAUGUUCAUCGAACUUCCAUUUCAUCCAAUGUGAUCUGCUAAACCCUUCGGAAACCAAAGAUCGGCUUUCAUUGUUGCAAAAUGUUACUCUCGUGUUUUGGCUCACUUGGCCAAGCCAAUGCCAGUUGGAUAGCAUUGAGUGUUGCGAGCAGAAUAAGACUAUGAUGUCGAAUGCAUUGGAUUCCAUUGUUCUGAAAACAAAGGCAUUGCAGCAUGUUUCUCUCCAGACAGGGAUGAAGCAUUACGUGUCAUUGCAAGGGCCUUUUGAUGAUGAAGUAGAAGCUCGAUACUACAAUGAAGAUUGCCCGAGAGUGGAUAAAGGGUGCAAUUUUUACUAUGUCCUAGAAGACUUGCUUAAGGGGCUGGCCGGUAAGAUAGCUUGGUCGGUACACAGGCCUGGUUUGAUAAUUGGUAGUUCUUGUAGGACUUUGUAUUUUAUGGGGAGUUUAUGUGUUUUAAGUAACCAUGUGUAAGCAUUUGGAGGGACAGAAAGUUGUUGGGAAGAGACUUGUAUCGAUGGCUCGGAUGCAAGGCUAGUAGCGCAACGGUAUAUUUGGGCAGCAACCAAUGAUGGUUUGUACUCAUAUUCCACUGACGGUCAGUCAUACAAUGCAAUCAAUGGGCCAAGUUUUACAUGGAAGGAAAUCUGGACGGCUCUUGGAGAGAAAUUCGGAGUAGAAGUAAUACAGGAAAGUGCAUUUUCGGAUGAGUUCUGGUAUUCGAAAUCCUUGGCAGACAAGAAAGAGGUUUGGAAAGAAAUUGUAGCAGAGAAAGGACUGGUUCAAACUGAGAUGGAAAAUUUGGCCAAUUGGGAAUUCUUGGACGUCUUGUUUCGUUGUCCGUUUAAGCUAUUGGGAACCCAAAACAAAGUUGAUCGACUACGGUUUACUGUAAGGUAUAAGACACUGGAUUCAAUCUUGUACUGGAUAGAUUGUAUGGGAUAUGAAAAAUUAAUACCUUAA
Messenger RNA from Malus domestica (apple), 1131 nucleotides. Its product is annotated as (S)-8-oxocitronellyl enol synthase CYC2. NCBI's taxonomy places the organism in Eukaryota, Viridiplantae, Streptophyta, Magnoliopsida, Rosales, Rosaceae. The record is from RefSeq and is a predicted model, not a curated record.